AGUUGUCGUGUGAGUGAAGCUGUGAGUUGAGAGUCCAGGAGAAGUUACCUGUUUGUGACAGCUCGUCUUGUAACGACACCGCUGAACGGUUCCUCCCGCUGCCCGGUGACAACAUGGCCUCGUGGGUCAUCCACAUGGCGCUGAUGCUGCUGUCCGUCCUCAGCAGCCAGGGGAAGAGGGACCAGCAGCUCUACUGCUCCGCAUGCAAGGCGAUUGUGGAUGAACUGAACUACUCGAUCAGUCAGGUGGACCCAAAGAAGACCAUCAACGUGGGCGGCUUCAGACUCAACACUGAUGGCACCAUGAGAGACAGAAAGGUUCCUCUGGCCCGCUCCGAGUCUCACCUCAGCGAGCUCGUGGAGGCGGUGUGCGGCAGCAUGAGCGACUACGCGCUGCACGUGGACCCCGCCACGCGGCAGCGGGCCUACAGGAGGUUUGCCCCCCGGGACAGCGGGGCCCUCGGGGACUUCCCCGACUUCAACAACUUCCAGUUCGACGGCCCCGACGCGUCCAACGCGCUCAAGUUCGCCUGUGAGGCCGUGGUGGAGGAGCUGGAGGAUGACAUCAUCUCUCUGUUCAGCCGGGAGGCGGAGCAUGAGCACCAGGAGUUAUGCAGCAGAGUCUCAGACUACUGUGAAGACGACCGGGCCCCGAAGCAGGAGCUCUAGAGCUCUGGGGGUCCAGCAGGAGGUGGGACCACUUUUAUAACAAAGAUCAGGAAAAAGACUUUUUCACCAAACAUGUUCAAUCUUUAUAAAUAAAUCAAAGAAAAAAUCAUGACAAACUA
Molecule: messenger RNA, 787 nt
Organism: Pseudoliparis swirei
Lineage: Eukaryota; Metazoa; Chordata; Actinopteri; Perciformes; Liparidae
Gene: cnpy1
Product: canopy FGF signaling regulator 1
Exons: 6
Coding region: 114-668 (184 amino acids)
Cellular component (GO): endoplasmic reticulum
Source: RefSeq, a predicted model, not a curated record